This is a messenger RNA of Gigantopelta aegis, 979 nucleotides long. RefSeq names its product adhesion G protein-coupled receptor E2-like. The record is from RefSeq and is a predicted model, not a curated record. NCBI's taxonomy places the organism in Eukaryota, Metazoa, Mollusca, Gastropoda, Neomphalida, Peltospiridae. The transcript is spliced from 7 exons. The coding region runs from base 1 to 813 and encodes 270 amino acids. Gene Ontology annotation, molecular function: calcium ion binding.
AUGCAGCUGAAUCAGUCUUGGACUAACAGUGAGGUCGUCAAGAAGUCCCCAGAAUUUGAUAUCGAGGGGUGUGUCUUGUGUCCAAACUUUCUGACGGUUCUCUUCCAGGUGUGGGCAGUUUUGAAGGAUGUUGAAGACCUUGUGGAAAUAACCUUUAAGACGUUCUAUUGGUUCUGCAUUUCUGUCGGCAUAAAUGACGAUAUACGUCUUACUAGUAACGUCGUUCUCUUCAAUGCAGACACGAACGAAUGUCAGACUGAAGAGAGUUCAUGCGAUGUCCACGCUGACUGCAAUAAUACACCUGGAUCGUACACAUGUAUAUGUCGAGACGGAUACACUGGAGAUGGACGAACGUGUACAAACAUAAACGACUGUUUUGGACAGAAUCCCUGUGAUACAAAUGCGAUCUGCAACAUCACUGAUGGGUCAUACAUGUGUACAUGCAAGGCGGGAUAUUCUGGAGAUGGACAGACCUGUAACGAUAUCGACGAGUGUCUUGUUAAGACAUCGUGUGGCACCAAUGCCAACUGCACCAAUACAGAUGGAUCGUAUACAUGUACCUGUCGAGAUGGAUAUACCGGAGAUGGACGAUCAUGUACAGAUAUCGACGAAUGUCUUGUACAGACGUCGUGUGGUACCAAUGUCAACUGUACCAAUACAGAUGGAUCAUACACUUGUACGUGUUUGAAUGGAUAUUCUGAAGAUGGGCAAACGUCUGCAGGUCAUUCAGUUAAGCAUCAGUCGCUAUUCUGGGAUGUUUUCUACACCAUUUUGAUAAGCAAUUGUGUACAACCUCUUCCUUCUCGCAAAUAAAACUAUGUCAUCAGAAACGAAUGCAUUUGAUAUCACUAUUUUUGUUUAUGGCCAGAUUAAGUAAGUUUACUAAAGUUACCGGAUCAUUGAUACACAUAUUAAAAAUAAUCAGUGACAGAUUGCAACCAUGCUUAACACCAUCGUUAAAUACAAACCAGUAUGUCAA